UGCAGAUUAUUAUGGGUUCCCUGUGUCGCUGCUAUGGUGCAAUACCUGUCGAUCGUCAUGUUGGAUGCGUUUUUUUUGGUUUUUGUUGGUGACCAGGAAACCCAGGAGAGAGUCCACUCAACAUGGUUCAGGGAUUGGUGCAAGGCAUACCGCUCGUUUGCCUGCUUGCUUUCGUACUGCAGUGCGCCCACGUGGGUAACACAUGUAGCGUUUGCGAGCUAGGAUGGUCUUGUGCGCAUAAUAUUCACGACAAGUCGGUCAUCACUUUCCAUAUGGGAAUAACACCGAGAGGACAGAGCGAUAAGCCCGGCAUGGCUGACCACCACCCAGGAGGAGAAAUGCGCACGUGGCUGGCGUUGAGGCGGUUGGAAGCGCUUAUCUCGAAGGCUCGCCGGCGUAUCACCGCCUAGUCCGCCUAGUCCGCCUCAAAUCAUAUUCUGGCUGACGAUGACGAAAUAGGGCAGGGUCUGGACCCCCCGGCGAUAC
Molecule: messenger RNA, 486 nt
Organism: Phialemonium atrogriseum
Lineage: Eukaryota; Fungi; Ascomycota; Sordariomycetes; Cephalothecales; Cephalothecaceae
Exons: 1
Coding region: 123-410 (95 amino acids)
Source: RefSeq, a predicted model, not a curated record